Messenger RNA from Rhododendron vialii, 2261 nucleotides. RefSeq names its product inositol transporter 4. The transcript is spliced from 7 exons. Gene Ontology annotation, biological process: transmembrane transport. The record is from RefSeq and is a predicted model, not a curated record. Gene Ontology annotation, molecular function: myo-inositol:proton symporter activity. Lineage: Eukaryota; Viridiplantae; Streptophyta; Magnoliopsida; Ericales; Ericaceae. Gene Ontology annotation, cellular component: membrane. The coding region runs from base 367 to 2112 and encodes 581 amino acids.
AGUAUGUUUUUUUGUUCUUAUCCUCUGUCAAAUUUUCAUUAGAUAAAAUUGGUAUGUUUUUCUGUUCUUAUCCUCUAUCAAAUUUUCAUGGCAUUUUUCGAGAAAAAUAAUGAGAACCAUCCAAAACAAGGAGGCCCACCGCAAUUGCGGGUUCGUUACCCUCAAAAGCCUAUAUAAAUACAGGGUUUUGGGGGAGGGGGGAAUCCAACAUGCAGAGGAAGGUAAUGAGGAGGAGGAGAAGAAGGAAUAUAGAAGCAGCUUUCUAAAAUCUAAAGGUUCACCUUAAUUUAAAAUUCUCCUUUUUCUUCGAAACAAAGAUUUCGGGCAGCAGUCCAGCUGCUUAUUUAUUUUAACAACACAAAUCAAAUGGAGGGGGUUGGUCGAGUGGAUAAAACAGAGUUCACAGAAUGCUGGCGAACAAGUUGGAAAACGCCAUACAUAAUGCGUCUUGCCUUCUCAGCCGGCCUUGGAGGGCUCUUGUUUGGAUACGACACGGGUGUUAUUUCUGGUGCUCUGCUGUACAUCCGGGAUGACUUCAAAUCUGUUGAUAGGAAGACAUGGCUACAGGAAACCAUUGUGAGUAUGGCAGUUGCAGGAGCUAUAGUUGGUGCCGCAAUUGGUGGUUGGAUGAAUGACAAGUUUGGGAGGAAAAAAUCGAUUCUUGUAGCUGAUUUUCUCUUCUUUAUUGGUGCAAUUGUCAUGGCUGUCGCUCCAGCUCCGUGGGUGAUAAUUAUUGGACGGAUAUUUGUAGGUCUUGGAGUCGGAAUGGCAUCCAUGACCUCGCCUCUCUAUAUUUCAGAAGCUUCUCCUGCUAGAAUUAGAGGGGCACUUGUCAGCACAAAUGGUUUGCUGAUCACUGGAGGGCAGUUUUUGUCUUAUCUCAUAAAUUUGGCAUUCACCAGGGUCCCUGGAACCUGGCGAUGGAUGUUGGGAGUAGCCGGAAUUCCAGCACUUUUUCAAUUUAUACUGAUGCUGUCACUUCCCGAGUCUCCUAGAUGGCUAUAUAGAAAGAAUAAGGUUGAUGAGGCCAGGGCCAUCUUGGAGAAUAUCUACCCUGCUGAGGAAGUAGAAGAAGAAAUGAAAGCCUUGCAAUCAUCCGUUGAAGCAGAAAAGGCUGAGGAAGAUUCCAUUGGUGAUGACAUCAUUUCUAAAGUAAAGGGCGCUUGGAGUAAUGAUGUAGUUCGUAGAGGCCUCUACGCAGGUAUCACAGUUCAAGUGGCUCAGCAAUUUGUGGGCAUAAACACAGUCAUGUAUUACAGCCCAACCAUAGUGCAACUGGCCGGAUUUGCUUCAAACAAGACGGCCUUAGCACUCUCUCUUGUUACUUCUGGUCUCAAUGCUUUGGGCUCCAUUGUCAGUAUGGUCACUGUUGAUAGAUACGGGAGGAGGAAGUUGAUGAUAAUUUCUAUGAUUGGAAUUAUUGUCUGCCUAUUGGCCUUAACCGUUGUGUUUCAUGAAUCUUCUACUCAUUCUCCAUCUAUUAGUAGGUUCGAAUCCGGCCACUUCGGUGGAAACUCUACAUGUUCAAGUUACUUGACAGCAUCGGAUGCAUCAUCUUGGAAUUGCAUGACGUGCUUGAAAGCAUCAUCAGAAUGCGGAUAUUGCGCUACUUCACCAAACAAAUAUCUUCCUGGGGCCUGUUUGAAAGUAAAUGAUGCCACAAAAGGUGUUUGCGGUGCUGAACACCGUGUGUGGUACACCAAGGGUUGUCCAAGUAAAAUAGGAGGUUUGGCAGUUGCUCUUUUGGGGUUGUACAUCAUAUUGUAUUCACCAGGCAUGGGAACAGUGCCUUGGAUUGUAAAUUCGGAGAUAUACCCGUUGAGGUACAGAGGCAUCGGUGGAGGAAUAGCCGCUGUUUCUAACUGGACUUCAAAUCUACUAGUCAGUGAGACAUUCUUGACUUUAACCGAGGCAAUUGGCUCUGCUGGGACAUUUAUGCUGUUUGCUGGAUUUUCAUUUCUUGGACUGAUUGCCAUAUAUUUCCUUGUGCCGGAGACCAAGGGGUUGCCAUUCGAGGAGGUUGAGAAGAUGCUGGAAAAAGGCUACCGACCAAGCAUCUGCUCCAAGGAAAAAGAUGCCAAGAAAAUGGAUGUCAAUCCCUCUAUAAGCUAAUUGUAUGAUCCAUUUUCACUACUGUUUGAGGUAGACCAUAAGAAAUUACAAUGGUCUCACCUUGGUGGUAGUUGCUGACUUACUUGACUACUUCCUAUGCUAUCUUCCAUUUUUUUCCUUUAAGAAAUAAGAUUAUUACAUUAACAUAA